This is a messenger RNA of Caenorhabditis elegans, 1031 nucleotides long. RefSeq names its product BTB domain-containing protein (gene btb-9). The coding region runs from base 68 to 943 and encodes 291 amino acids. NCBI's taxonomy places the organism in Eukaryota, Metazoa, Nematoda, Chromadorea, Rhabditida, Rhabditidae. The record is from RefSeq and is marked reviewed. The transcript has 4 exons.
CAUUUUCAGGUUUUUCUUCCACUUUUUUGCAUGCAAACUGUUAUUUGUUCUAGUUCCCAUCUAAAAAAUGUCAGAAGAAGUGAUCAAGUUCACAAGUCCUCGGAAACAAGUUAAAGAAGAGUUCAAGCUUAUUGAUACCCAGAAGAUCGCUGAUGUGAGGAUACAAUGGUUCGGAAAAUUCACAAAAAACCGAGAAAAAAUUAUGUUUUGCUGGAAAUUCUUCCCCGGCGACAAACUGCAAAAUGAGGGCAUUGAUUUUCUGGUCGGGCAUAUCAAAGCGUACCCCCAUCCGACUUACAACGAUUUCGAGCCGUUCGAAUUCGAUUUUAAUGUGAAUGGUGCUGAGCAUAAGGAGACCAGAGAAUACGAGUAUUUGACAAAAAAUGAUUGGUGUUGUGCGACGUACGAAUGCGAACUUACGCCGUUUCGAUUAUACGGGAAUAUGUUCGGGGCUUCGACGAAGCAUGAUGGUGUGCUGGUGGUGGAGAAGAAGAAAUUGAAUGUUAGCAAAGCGUUCCUCUCCUACCACUCGGACUUCUUCAGCGACCUUUUCUCUCGUGAAGCCCACAGCAAAGAUAUCCCUAUCGAAGGAGUAACCUAUUUCGAAUUUGGAUUGCUGAUAAGCUGUAUUCACCCGGACCACACAGUUUUUCCUAAUGACGAAACAGUUUCCAAGCUGCUCAGCCUAGCCGACAGGUUCUCCAUGAGAGCAGUAUAUCGGAUGGUAGAACAUCACCUUCUCCAUUCUUCCAGCAACAUGGGGAUCAGGGAAGUGAUAAAGACUGCUGAUCAGUAUGGAAUGAAGGAACUCAUGGAAAAAUCGAUUUCAAGGAUCACUUCCACUGAAAAAGUGAUGGAUUUGAUACAAUCCGCAGAGUUUCCAGAGCUCUCUGCUGAAACGAAGGCCAAAUUAAUGGAUUGUAUGGCCAAAAUGAUGCGAUGAACUGAUUUUUGUUAUGGAUAUUAGUGGUCAUAUUUUCUGUGUCAUGUUUUUUAUAUUUAAAAAUGAAUAAAAAUGAUCUUCGAAAGUU